AUGGCACCUCCGAGAAAGCAAAUAGUUAAACUUAAGUUACCACCAAAGUUCCUAGCAACACUUCCUAAAUUCGCUGUAUUCACAUCAAAAACCCAAUUACGCAAACUCGCACAAGCAGAGAAGCGAGCGAGCCUCAACGGCGGUUUAUCAAAUUCAAACCUGCAGAGAUCAUCUCCUGCACCAGAUGGCAAUUUUCCGCUAGCUACUAGUCAAGCAGCUGGUUCCGGUGGUGUUGGUUCUGGCAGUGGUAUCAGUCAGUACAAGAUCAAUGUGGGACUCAAAGAGUCCUCGACCUCGGGUCUUACAAUGAACAGUGUAAACAGUUCAUUAUAUGCACUAGAUAAAUCAGGGAAACCAUGCAGGCGGUGGGUAAAGAAAGAAAAGCUGUUUAAAACAUUUACGGGAUUUAAAGUAGAAUAUGCGAGGUUCGAAACUAGUAAAGAGCCAGGUAACGAAGGUUCAGAAGGAUCAAAAGAAUCAAAAGGUGUUGAAGGGGAACAAGAGACAAAGGAGACCAAAGAGACAAAAGAGACCAAAGAGACCAAAGAGACCAAAGAGACAAAAGAGACACAAGGAACGCAAAAAACACAAGUAGAACAAAAUAUACAGACAACACAGCAGACGAAUGGAGAAGCGCUGAAAAUCAAGACCGAAACUGGACAAGAGAUAAAGAUCGUAGAGCCACUGCUGCUGCCAAAGGCUGAUGUUGGCAUAGUUGCUCUUCGAUGUUCAUACCGACUAUACUCUAACAAAGCACCAAAUGUGUCAAAAACAACAAAAGCUUCUUCUUCAACAAACACGAACCAUGAAAUUUCCACUAAGCAAUUGCUCUACACAACGGAUAUCACCUCGCCGGGAUCAAUCUUUUUUCUUCCUCAUGGAACACGGAUUUUAAAUAAGUUAAUCCAAUUUAUGAAGAACCAGCAAAUCAAAUAUGGGUUCCACGAGGUAGUAACGCCUUUGAUUUUCAAAACCAAGUUGUGGAAAAAAUCGGGGCACUGGGAUAAUUACAAGGAUGAUAUGUUUAAAGUUGUGGGAAACGACAAGUCCAAAGAAGAAGUAGUAGUAGUACUGGCGCCAACAGUACAGUCGGAGUCAUUAACAGAUGAUGGAAAUGAUUCUGCUUUGCAAGAAGCUUUUGAAGAAGAACAUGAAUAUGGAUUAAAACCAAUGAAUUGUCCUGGUCAUUGUAUGAUAUUUUCCAAAUUUGAAAGAAGCUAUAAUGAAUUACCUAUUAGAUACUCUGAUUUUAGCUCAUUGCAUCGGAAUGAAGCAAGUGGAGCAUUAAGUGGUUUGACAAGAGUGAGGAGGUUUCACCAAGACGAUGGCCACAUUUUUUGCGACAUGAGCCAUAUUGAUCAAGAGAUAGCAAAUACUUUGAACCUCAUCAAGGACACUUAUUCAAUCUUUGGUAUCGACAAAAUUGAGUAUUACUUGUCAACUAGACCAGAAGAAAAAUAUAUUGGCGAGAUUGAAACAUGGGAUGCCGCGGAGUUGAAAUUGAAGCAAGUGUUGGAUAGGAGUGCAGGAAAAGGUAACUGGCAAGUACGCGAGGGAGAUGGUGCAUUUUAUGGGCCCAAGAUUGAUGUCCUUCUCACAGAUGCUUUUGGCAAAAAGCACCAAGUUGCUACUAUCCAAUUAGAUUUCCAAUUACCCAAAAGAUUUGAUCUCAAGUAUAUUUCCGAAGAUGGUUCUCGUAACAACCAGCCAAUUUUGAUCCAUAGAGCUGUGUUUGGAUCUCUAGAGAGAUUCUUUGCCAUUUUAUUGGACCACUAUCAAGGCAAAUGGCCAUUUUGGAUCAAUCCAAGACAAGCGAUAAUUAUACCAGUUAACGAAACCCACACAGCAAGGGCAGAGGAAUUGCAAAGAAAAUUAUGCGGCGAUAUUAUCAAUACAAAUGACCCAGUUUCGCCAUUGACAGGUUAUAACUUCCACGUCGAUGUAGACAAAAGACCAGCUACUAUAGGUAUGAGGACGAAGGAUGCUAUCCAAAAGGGUUAUUCAUAUCUCAUCAUCAUUGGAGAUAAAGACAUUGCAAAUGGAACUUACGCUGUGAGGUCUAGGGACGAUCGUACGAUAUAUAAUUUGACAGGCGAAGACAUAUACAAAAAGUUUAUCGACUUGGAAAAAUCGUACCAAUAA
This is a messenger RNA of Lodderomyces elongisporus, 2142 nucleotides long. It is a transcript of the gene MST1, whose product is annotated as threonyl-tRNA synthetase. Gene Ontology annotation, molecular function: threonine-tRNA ligase activity; ATP binding. The transcript is spliced from 2 exons. Bases 1 to 2142 code for a protein of 713 amino acids. Lineage: Eukaryota; Fungi; Ascomycota; Pichiomycetes; Serinales; Debaryomycetaceae. Gene Ontology annotation, biological process: chromatin remodeling; mitochondrial threonyl-tRNA aminoacylation. The record is from RefSeq and is a predicted model, not a curated record. Gene Ontology annotation, cellular component: Ino80 complex; cytoplasm.